Molecule: messenger RNA, 1275 nt
Organism: Caenorhabditis remanei
Lineage: Eukaryota; Metazoa; Nematoda; Chromadorea; Rhabditida; Rhabditidae
Exons: 5
Coding region: 1-1275 (424 amino acids)
Source: RefSeq, a predicted model, not a curated record
AUGGAAUCUCCAGGAUCGUCGUCAUCCGAUGCUUCAGCUCGCCCCUCUCCAGAAGCACCGAAAGCUCCACCGGUUCUUCUGGAUUCUGAAAUCCAGGGAUCUUUGAAUCGUGAAAAUGGGAACCGUCGUGAAAAUGAGGAAAACCUUCCCGUCACUCCUCAAGUACCAACGACUACUCCAAAUCCUGUCGCUCAGAACGUAAUUUUCAUCGAGGAUCCUCUCCGCCGGGACACUUCCACAUCUGGAGAUGCUCCAGCCGUGAAUGAUCCACGAGAACCCAGAUCGUUGAGAGCCGUGUCACCACCAAAUGAUGCCGCUUCCUCAUCAUCAACAAGUUUAGAAAAUGCGGAACCAGAAACGGCACCAGAAACGAUGGAUGCUCCAGAACCGAUGGAUACUCCAGAAGCAGCAGCUUAUGAACCAGAGGAGGCUCUAGCUCCAGUAGACGUAGCUACACCUGCUCCGCCAACAAGAAGACGUCUUCGAUCUGCUGGAAAUGGACGAGCAGCAGCUCUCGAUCUCACGGAGCCAGUCCAGGUUGUUGUUCCAGUGAUUGUUGCACCUGCUUCACGGACCAGAAUGCACUGUCAAGUCGCCAAGAAGACAACAGGAGCCAUAGUAGCUAGAGACCAGAACGCACGAUCUGGAAACUCUAUCACGUCGCCAAUAACCGAUCGUCACACCUGUCACACCCGUCCGACUGCCAGAAGUGCACCUGCUCCUCCAACUAUCCGCAAUGCUCCUGUUGCCCCACCAGCCGGAAGGAGGAAUAGAAAAGCCCAACGUCAGGAACAAGCAGCGUAUGCACGUAGUUGCAAACGAGAGAAUAAUGAAGCUCUAGCUGCCACCAAUGUGGAUUCAGCUCCUGCGCCUCCCGGAGCUCCUACUGCUUCAGUAGUCGUCAAUCUUCCGACUACUCGACGAAGACGUGCGAGUCAGGCGUGUUCCCUUGUGGCUACAGUUUCGACGCGUCGUCCUGCUCCGAGCUCGUUUCCCGCACCUCCUCCAACUUCCCGUCCAGCUGCUCCUCGACGAUCGGCUCCAGGACCAUCUGUACCUCCUGCAGCCUGUGCUCCACCAAGAGCCCGACAAAUUUCUAUGGGCGAUCAGGAUGCGAUUGCACUCAUCGGACAAUCAAUGCAUCCCACACGAGCAGCUGUCAAACAGCUAAGGGGCAAAACGACAAAUGGAGUUUCUGAUGCACCGGCCGUCAAGAAGCCAAGAAAGACUGCUGGACUACAACAAGUAAAAAGAGGCAGAGGUGACAACAAAUAA